Saccostrea echinata is the source of this 2733-nucleotide messenger RNA. RefSeq lists its product as uncharacterized. The record is from RefSeq and is a predicted model, not a curated record. NCBI's taxonomy places the organism in Eukaryota, Metazoa, Mollusca, Bivalvia, Ostreida, Ostreidae. The transcript has a single exon. The coding region runs from base 1 to 2733 and encodes 910 amino acids.
AUGCCGAUUGUAUCACAAUCAAGCUCACUACUGAAUUUGUUGGAAAGUAUAAAUGGAGUUCAACUUUUGCAAUUAUUAAACAACAUGCUAAAGCCACCAGACAGAGGGCAAACUGUUAUAAGCAAAAAUGAGAUGAAAUCUCAUGAAAUAAUUAAAAACCCUUCUGAUACAGGAUCAGCUAACAAUCAGGACAAUCAACGAAAUUCCCAAAUGAACCCCAACCCUGCAAGAAGUCCCUCGAAGAAUUUUCCAAUGCAAGAGGAAACUAACAAUUCAAAUACCAAACUCCAAGGCCCCUCUGAUCCUAGUCGACAGGAAUUACAGACAAAGACCCUACAAACAACAGGCUCAAAUGCAACAGCAAAAACCGGUUAUGAGGGUUCAGAUAAACAUAAAGUGUUACUUACGUCUGGAACAAAGAAACCGCUACCAUCGAAACGGCCCAGCACAAAUGAAGUGAAUCACCCUCAAGGUUUUAAUGGAAAGAUAAAUUCUGGUGUAAUGGGGUUUCAGGCCCUGCAUACCAACAACAAUGCAGGUAUGUAUAACUUAGGUCAGCAGUACACCAACCCUCUGUCGAUGUUGGCUGCAGGGAUGGGUUCGUCAAAUGGUGGAAAAAUUGACAGCGUGCAGUCUUCUCCAAACACAAAUGCAAAGGCUCCACAAGCGGUAGAGACUCAUGGAUUUGAUCCCAAUCGACUUAUGAGUUCGUGGGCGAGUACAAAUAACUUCAACCCCGGAAAGUAUAACGUUGGACAGAACUAUAUAUCAACAGAUGAGUGGACAAAAUAUGCAAAUCAACCCACUGGCUACACUGGCUUAAUGCAACAUAUAACUCAAAAAACAAUGGGAAGCAUCAGCAAAGAAGAAAGUCAAGAAAAACAUACGGAAAACAAGUUUCCACAAGAGCACUUUCAAACACAGGGAUCCGCCCAAAACGCAUUUCAAAGUUCAGCAUUGACUGCAAAAAUGAAUUUUGCUCCAAAUAACAUGAUUUUGCCUGUGUCAAAUCCUCAGACGCCGAAAAUACAUGUAAAAUUUAGCUUUGAUCCCGAUAGAUUAAAUUCAUUUACAGGGUCCUUUCGGCCUGGGCAGUUUGCACCCUUUCCUGCAUCUAAUGCAGGGGAAGCAGACUUUCCCGACUUUGAUGCAAAUGUAAUAAAUCAUCAUUUAUCGGGAUUUCCAAAUGAAAUGUCCUCAAAGCAAAAUCAACAACAUCAAACUUUAAAGAAAACAGAAUAUCAGAAAUCUCUCUCGACUCCAAAAUUUAGACUAAGAGCAAAUGAAUUUGAAAACGUACACAAAGGAUUUAGUCCUGAUUUUUCCUUAGGGUCAAUAGUCCAGUCUCUGAAGAAAAUGCCACACGUAGGUGAUGCACGAAGAGCAAAAUUAGAAAAUCGAGGCGAUCAUAGAGCUGUUAAAAGCAGAAUUUUAGCUCUGAAAAGAGAUCAAAAUGUUUCUGUCACAAGUACCUCUAGAUCAAACUUGACAGUUCAGACGACAACACCCUCGGCUUCCACAACCACUGAUAAAACUAUAGAAGCUACAAGUUCACCUGAUACAUCAAAAACUACAACUCUUGUAGAUAUUGGGCGAUUCAAUCCGAAUAAAGUGAACAGACCGAUUAUGUACAACCCGGGUAUGUCACCAGGAAUGAGUGUUGGAUCAUUUCAAAAUUUUCAGUACACUCCUCAACAACAUAAAGUUAAUUCAACUUCCACAGGACAAACCUUUCAAUUUACAGGCGUGGGCUUUAAUCCAUCUGAGGUCAACAAUGCAAAGAUGAAUUUUGAUGUUAAUUCGCAACUCGGUAUUCCAGGUGGAUCUACCUCGCUUAAUGGACAAACCUUUGGUAGUGGUUACGAUCCCAUUAAAACAAACAUUCUGGCCAUCCAAAAUCCAUUCGCUACCAACAACCAAAGUCAAGGACCAUCUUUCACUGCUGGUAAAGUAUCCGGAUUCGGAUCUGCUUUCAUUGGUUCCUUUAAUCCAAACAGUGUCAAUCAAGGUAUGAUGAAGGAUUUGUUAAGCUCCCAGGCAAAAAGUAACAAUAGUGGGAAUUAUUUCGGGAUUGGGAUGACUGGCUUUGACACGUCUGGAUAUGGAGGGAAUUUUGACCCAUCCUCAGUGAACAAUGCUGUUUUCAAUCCAAAUGAAGUAAACAAGAUUAAAAUGCACUUUGAUCCAAGUGAGAUGUUGGAUAAAAACCCAGGCUACGACACCGAUAAAGCGCUAGCUUACAAGUUUAAUCCUAAUAACAUCAAUAACAUGCAAGCAAAUUUUCAGCCAUUAUUUUUGCAAAAUAACAACGGUCAUGAAUCUAAGAACAGCACUAAUGAUUCCAAACUUUAUAAUGGUGCUAAUUUCGUGCCUGGUUUACUUGGAGGAGGGAGCAAAAAUGAAAUCCCAAUCUUUAAUCCAGCUACAGUGAACAAUGCUCACAUGAACUUUUCCCCAAUCGGAGUGAAUAACCUUCCAAACAUGCCCAACAAUAACAACAAUAAGACGAGCAACACUACCGACUCAUCAGAUGAAUCAUAUACUUUCUUUAAUCCUAAUGACAUUAUGAGUUCCAGCUUGAACAAUCAUCCCACCGGAAUUAUAAAUUCUGGUGAUACAUCAAAGAAAGGGAGUCAGUCGGAGAAUGCUUUUACCCCAGGUCUUCUAGCAACUGGAGGAGAAAUUCUCGAAAGUGACAGAAAAGAAAGAAAAACCUACCGGAAAAGAACUUAG